AUGACUCCCCAGAAGAAUAUUACCGUCGGACCUUAUUCGUUCCUUUCCUUGACCAUAUCCCGGAAGAGAUGUCAUCAAGGUAAACAUUUUAAAUAUACAAUAUAUUGUAUUAGCUUGUAUUUGCCUUGUCAGUUUAAAGUUACACACAUUCACGAUAACACUCCUCUUGAUAGUUCUUAAUACUAAAUUCUUAUCUUGGUCAAUUGAUAAUUUAAAAUAGCAUCCUAACUUUCAUUAUAUGCACAUUAGAAGGUGCAAACCAGACAUGUGUGUGGUGACUAGUGCAACUGUUUAAAUUUUUAGAUUUGGUCCUACUAAGAAGACUGCUGUCCAGUUACUUGGCCUUGUACCAAGCAUAAUCGUUACACAAGAAAAUACAAACAUUGAAGAGAUGUCGGAGAUGUACCAGUCAGAUCUUCCAAGUCCCUGGACCCUAGACAUUAAAUAUGACAGGUGGUCAAGAAAAUGGAAAUCAGAAGUAACCAAGCCUAACUCACUUCAACAACAAGCGAGCAAACAAUACUUUGAAGCUUGUCAAAGAAUAUUUACACACCACCAUGACAACGGAAAGACUGUCAGGCUUGGCUCUGAGGAGCAUUCACUACAAAAAGCCCGUUGA
Molecule: messenger RNA, 619 nt
Organism: Porites evermanni
Lineage: Eukaryota; Metazoa; Cnidaria; Anthozoa; Scleractinia; Poritidae
Source: the annotation of a GenBank genome assembly